Contarinia nasturtii (swede midge) is the source of this 348-nucleotide messenger RNA. Its product is annotated as zinc finger protein 317-like. The transcript has a single exon. Lineage: Eukaryota; Metazoa; Arthropoda; Insecta; Diptera; Cecidomyiidae. The record is from RefSeq and is a predicted model, not a curated record. Gene Ontology annotation, cellular component: nucleus. The annotation marks the transcript as partial.
AUGCAAGUCCAUCAUACUGGCGAAAAACCAUUUAAAUGCGGUAUUUGUGAAAAGAAGUUAUUUCGAAAGUUUGAUCUGAGGACACAUUUGGCGACACAUGCCAAACAACGUCCGUUCCGUUGUGCAAAAUGUCAGCGGCCGUUUAAGGAAGAAGUUGAUAAGAAGGCACAUGAGAUUGGAUGCAACUAUCGCCGUUAUCAAUGUUAUGUAUGCAAUGUGUCAGUGCGAUUCGUAACGCAAUUAGAAGGCCACAUGCGAACUCAUCACACCGGCGAAAAACCAAUUUCAUGCGAAUUGUGUGGUGCACGUUUUACAUUGGAAUGUAACGCCAAUCUGCACAUGAAAAAC